AGUCGUCUAACCAAUACCAAUAUGAAAGUUUACUUUUCAAAAAUGACAAAACACGUCAGUUUGACAGGUUUAAAAAUAAAUAACAAAUUAAUAAUUUUAAAUAAUACUAUUUGAGUUUGAGAUAAUACCAGAUAAUACCAAUCAGGGUUUUCUACUUAAUAUAAUUUGUAUUUUUUUUCUCAUUAUGAUCUAUUGUCAAGUAUUUUUUACUGUCUGAAUUUAACUUUUUUUUUUAAUUUAAACAAAAUCUCAAGAGUUUAAGUGCUGUUGUUUAAACUGCUGUAAUGAAUUUCUAAUAGCAUCAAACUGUUCAAUGGAAGAAGUAAUUGUAGUAAAUGAACCAACAGGGCAGAGUCCUAAAAUAGAAUAUCAGAUUCCUUCCAGAAAAUUAUCAGUUGCCUCAGUACAUUGUAGAAUUUGCUAUGACAAUGAGAAGCCAGAAGAACUCAUAGCACCUUGUCACUGUAAGGGUACAGUUGCUUUUGUUCAUCGAUCUUGCUUAGAGACUUGGUUAAGCGAAUCGGGUACAACAAUAUGUGAAUUAUGUCAUCAAAUUUUUAAGACUGAAAGAACUCCAAAAUACAAAUCUUCAAAAUCAAUUUGGAAAUGGCUGCUUUAUGGUUCUCGAUAUCCUGGUCAAGGUGUAAGAGGGGAUAUUAUAGCAUGUACAGUUAUUACACCUUUAGCUAUUAUAGUAACAUAUGUAUGUUUAUAUUCGUCAGAGUACUAUAGCCAGCAGAAAUUUUCACAAAUUCCAGCAGCUAGAUGGACUUCUAUAUCAUUGCUGAUCAUGAUAGUAAUUAUGUUGUUUGGGUAUUACUUAUGGGUUUAUUCUGUAAUUCGGCUACAUGCUAGAAUGUGGUACAACUGGUGGCAGAGAUCCUGUGUUGUUAGAUACAUACCUCCAAGUUCAAUAUCUCUACAUACUGGUAAUGAUGAGCAUAUAGGUUUGGUGCCAAAUAAUACUCCUAAUCCACAAAGAAACGAGAAUGAAACACUAAGUGAUAAUGAUUCGGUAACAAAUUUUGAGUCUGUGAUAAAUAUAGAAGCUUCUUCACAAGCUACAGAAGAGGUGUAUUUAAGUUCACAUGAAAAUCAACUGAUUGGUGAUGGAGAAAUAUCUAUUAACAUGGAUACACCAUGUACCAGCAGUGAGACUCUUGAUUUAAAAUAAAAUGUCUGUCUUCUCUGUCAA
Sitophilus oryzae (rice weevil) is the source of this 1195-nucleotide messenger RNA. RefSeq names its product E3 ubiquitin-protein ligase MARCH3-like. NCBI's taxonomy places the organism in Eukaryota, Metazoa, Arthropoda, Insecta, Coleoptera, Curculionidae. The transcript is spliced from 4 exons. Gene Ontology annotation, molecular function: ubiquitin-protein transferase activity; zinc ion binding. Gene Ontology annotation, biological process: protein ubiquitination. The record is from RefSeq and is a predicted model, not a curated record. The coding region runs from base 314 to 1174 and encodes 286 amino acids.